This is a messenger RNA of Daphnia magna, 5029 nucleotides long. Its product is annotated as bumetanide-sensitive sodium-(potassium)-chloride cotransporter. The record is from RefSeq and is a predicted model, not a curated record. The transcript has 19 exons. The coding region runs from base 51 to 3341 and encodes 1096 amino acids. NCBI's taxonomy places the organism in Eukaryota, Metazoa, Arthropoda, Branchiopoda, Diplostraca, Daphniidae. Gene Ontology annotation, cellular component: membrane. Gene Ontology annotation, molecular function: sodium:potassium:chloride symporter activity. Gene Ontology annotation, biological process: chloride ion homeostasis; chloride transmembrane transport; potassium ion homeostasis.
GAAACACUUUCAACUAAUCGAUUUCUGCCAUCCCUGCUGGUUCUUAGAUCAUGACUGACGCAUUAUCCAAACGCAACCGUUUCAAAGUGAACCGAGUCGACUCAGGAGGCGGAAAUUCCGAAGAAGAUGGCGACGAAACGGAAAAGGGCAAUAGCUCGGAGGCGAUUGAAAUGGGCGAACGUCCUGGUUCGGCCGCUUCUAAUGACGGGGAACGGGCGUCCUCUCCGACCGCUCUUUUGUCGGAAGGUACUUACAUGACGAUGAACGAAAGUGGUCAACGGACAAACGCCGCUACCAAGAGCUUGCGCUACCAACUGACCCGUGAAGCGUUGCCUCGGCUCGACAACUACCGCAAUAUCCUUUCAAUUCAAGCCGGGCAUAGACCGACCCUGGACGAACUUCACAAUGCAACUAUUCACGAAAAGCCUCAAGGAGAGAAAGCAACCGAGGUUGUCCCAGACACUUUCGUCAAAUUUGGUUGGAUCAAAGGAGUCUUGGUGCGAUGUCUACUCAACAUUUGGGGCGUAAUGCUUUUCCUUCGCCUUUCUUGGGUCGUAGGACAAGCCGGAAUAGGUGAAGGUGUCAUUAUUAUCGCGCUAGCAUGCAUCGUCACUACCAUAACUGGCCUAUCAAUGAGUGCCAUCAGCACCAACGGCAACAUCAAAGGCGGCGGUACUUACUACAUGAUAUCUCGCUCGCUUGGCCCGGACUUUGGCGCUUCCAUCGGCGUCAUUUUCGCCGUGGCAAAUGCAGUAGCGGUAGCCAUGUACACCAUCGGCUUUUGUGAGUCGCUUAACGAUUUGCUAAAGACCUUUGAUCUCAAAAUCAUCGACAACGGUGUCAACGACGUCCGUAUUAUUGGCACAAUCACCAUCAUCUUAUUGACCGGAAUCGUCGUCAUCGGUCUCGAAUGGGAAACUAAGGCACAAAUUGUUCUGUUGGCCAUCUUGAUUAUCGCUCAAAUAGCGUUCGUCAUCGGUAGUAUUAUGGGCCCAAUGGACGACGAGGAAAAGGCUAAAGGAUUUGUUGGUUACAGCAGUGAGUUAUUUGUGGAAAAUUUUUCACCCGACUACCAAUACAGCGAAGGCAAAGAACAUAGUUUCUUUACUGUCUUCUCCGUCUUCUUUCCGGCCGCGACAGGCAUCUUAGCUGGAGCCAACAUUUCUGGCGAUCUUAAAGAUCCUCAACACGCUAUUCCUAAAGGAACAAUGUUGGCCAUCGCUAUUACAAGUGUGACUUACGUCGGUUUCGCCAUUAUUUGCGGCGCGACGGUUAUGAGACAGGCCACCGGCAACAUUGAAGACCUCUACAACGGCACGCUUACCAACUGUACCGAGGGUUGCGAAUGGGGACUCCAAAACAGUUUCCAGGUUAUUGAACUGGUUUCGGCUUUCGGUCCUUUGAUUUACGCCGGUUGUUUUGCGGCUACCCUCAGCUCUGCUCUGGCCAGUCUCGUCUCUGCACCCAAAGUGUUCCAGGCUUUGUGUAAGGAUAAGCUCUAUCCUUAUUUGGGUCCUUUUGGUCGUGGAUACGGCAAAAACAACGAGCCAGUUAAUGGCUACAUCUUGACAUUUAUAAUCGCUUUGGGCUGCAUCAUUAUCGCCGAGCUGAAUGCAAUUGCUCCUCUCAUCUCCAAUUUCUUUUUGGCUGCUUACGGAUUGGUCAAUUAUUCAACUUUCCACGCCGAAAUGGUGAAGCCUGUUGGAUGGAGGCCUACAUUUAGAUAUUACAACGGAUGGCUGAGUUUAAUUGGAGCCAUUCUUUGCGUGGCCGUCAUGUUUUUGAUGAAUUGGCCCACCGCACUCGUCACGUUUGGCUGCUUGUUUGCUUUGUAUAUUGUUGUCAUCUAUCGCAAACCCGAUGUGAAUUGGGGAUCGUCGACGCAAGCCCAAACUUAUAAAGCAGCUCUAAACAGCAUCCAAGAACUGGUGCACAUUGAAGAGCACGUGAAAAACUAUCGACCCCAAAUCCUUGUCCUUUCCGGAUUGCCAAGCGCUCGGCCGCCUCUAGUCGAUUUUGGCUAUUCAAUUUGCAAGCAUUUGUCCAUGAUGGUUUGCGGACAUAUUGUCAAAACUCCCCUGAAUCAACGCACCCGUACAUCUUACACGCAACGAAUGUACCACUGGUUGCGCGAUCACAAAAUCAAAGCCUUUUACAGUCUGGCAGACAACACAGGUUUCAAAGAGGGAGCUCAGGCAUUGAUGCAACUUAGCGGUCUAGGCAAAAUGAAACCCAAUAUGGUAUUGAUGGGUUACAAACGUGACUGGAACACCUGCCCUGAAGAAGAGCUGAACGCCUAUUUCGGAGUGAUUCAUGCUGCCUUUGACAUUUACUUGUCUUUGGCUAUUCUCCGGGCGCCCGAAGGAUUAGACUUCUCUGGUCUGAUUGCUGAAUCUUACAUCUCUCCUGUACCAAUAGCUGUUUCUGCACCAGCAGACCGCUCUGCUGUACCGUCCGGCUCGCUCGACGUCCCCGGUGUAGUAGCUGCCACCCUGAAACCAUCAGCCAGUACCGCUUCCGGAUGGAGUGAAAAGAAAGCCAAUUCCCAGGAAUCUCUUCAUUCACAGGGAAGCAGCUCCGAGCAAACCCCUCCCGGCACUCCCGCAAUGAAGCGAGCCAACGAUUUGCAAGCUGAUUCCUUGGCUGGCUCCACUGCCGUCGUCAAUCAUGGUGGAUCAGGGAUGAAGAAGAACAAGAAGAAGGGUUCUCGUGAAAACCUUUUUACAGAUCCAGCUGGCAAUCCACUGCCAAAGGAACUUCUCAACAAUGUUACCUUGUUCCAGCGCAAACAAAAGAAAGGCAUUAUCGAUGUCUGGUGGCUAUACGAUGAUGGAGGCUUGACGUUGCUGUUGCCCUACAUUCUAACAACCCGCCCCAAUUGGAGUUCGUGCAAACUGAGAGUCUUCUGCUUGGCCAACCGCAAAGAAGAAUUGGAUAGUGAACAAAGGAGAAUGGCCGCUAUGUUGUCUAAAUUCCGUAUCGAUUUUUCGGAUGUGAUCGUUAUCACCGACAUAACGAAGAAGCCGUCCGAAUCGACGCGCAAUUAUUUCGACGGUCUUAUCAAAAAUUUCGUCAAAAACGAAGACGGGCAGGAUGCCAGAAUUACGGAAUCUGAAAUGAUUGCCCUUCGCGAUAAAACCAACCGCCAUAUGCGGCUCCGUGAACAGCUGCUUCUUCACUCCAAGACUUCCAAUCUGAUUGUCAUGACACUGCCAAUGCCUCGAAAGGGAACGGUGAGCGCUCCGCUUUACAUGGCCUGGCUGGAGUUAUUGACGGCCAACAUGCCUCCUUUCCUGCUGGUACGUGGUAACCAGACAUCCGUCCUCACUUUCUACUCGUAAAAAGAAACGACGAGGGAAAUUACUACCGGCAUAGCCGCCGCCCUGAUCUAGAGGGACGAGGGGAAAAGCUAGAGGAUGAGUUCUUCGGUGCAGUGUGUGGUGCGAGUCUGAGCAAACAUCACUGUACCGUCGGAUAACAUCAACAAAAUAUUCUUAGUUGACUACAUUUUCUGUAGUGCUCCUUCAUACCUCCCGGACUCUCCGUAUACUUAGAACUCAGUAGGGUAACGUUUCUUUUUUUAUUGUUUCUUUCAUGGUGGUGCGUUUCGUAUAGACCUAUCAAUUUUUUUCAUUUAUUUUUUUUUUUCAAUACCAGUCUGAAUUGUCACAUUUUUUUUUAAAGCUUGAUUUAUUCUGGUUAUCAACAAAACAUUUUCAACCAGAUGUUCCUUAUCAUACAUUUGUUUGGUUUUUUUUUUUUAUGGUGAAGAAGGGAGGAUAUUGGACUGUUUUUAUUUUAUUCUGUUGCGAGAAAAGUAAUUAACGCGUGCCUUAAUAACGUUAGUGUCCAAGCUUUCGAACUCGAUUUAGAUUCAGUAAUAAACAAACUACAUUCCAAAACCUUUGUUACAAGAAAUAUUUUUAGUUUGUGGAGCAGGUACAAAGGGAAAACGGCCUUCUGUUGGCGCUAACAAAUUUAUAAUCUUGACAUGUUGUGAACAGAAAACUUAAAAAAAAAUUUCGUUGCUGAUUAUGAAACUCGUGUGACGUGAAAGUUUUUGUUCCCAAAGCACUCUCUGUGUCACUAGUGUUCGUGUUUAGGUCAUCGUUGGCUGGUUUUGCACCCUCGCCAACUAUAAAUAACUUUCUUUGGUUGAGGGGGAAGAUUGGGUGCCCAGAAGCUUUGGCGCUGAAGCCUUUAUUAAUCAACCCACUCUGUUGCCCAACUCACUAAUUAACUACACAAAUCGAAUUAGCAAUAUCGACGUUACCGCUGACAGACAAUCCAUCAAAAACUAGAGCCUAAUGCCAGACCAGGUCACCUUUUGGUAAUAAAGACUAGACAUAAGAGUUCUUAGUCAAAAGUAAACACUUAAUCUAUUUGACAUACUUUAUCACACAUUAAAUGUCUAAGCAAGUUUAAGCCUUCAAACAAGCUGCAAUCCAGCAAUAAAAAUUUCUUUGUUUUGUUUUCUAAUCAGUGGCCAAUAAAAUGUUGUCAACUCGGCGCCGACGCCACCAAAUUUAUUUUUGAAACGAGGAAACUUGUCGUGUUAGAAAAAUAAGCUUGGGUUGGCAUUGGUCCGUGACUCUAAUACUUGGAAGGUGUUUUAACAAUGUACCUCUUUCGAGUUUCGACGCCGGCUUACAGCAGUUUCAUCUAGUAAAACAUCUCUGCAUCGGUUUGAGGCAGUAAAUCAGGAAUUCAAUUAAUGUGGACGUCCGUGGCUCAACUUGAGUUGUAAUAAUGCGAGCAGUGAAUCCAGCAAAGUAUCUGUAAACUCUAAACUGUAAUUCGAAUCCGACUAUCUGUCAACUUCGUCACAAUCGUCAAUCGUCAUCAACAACUGUCAAACAGUUUUCCCGUUUUAGUGCAGCCACUCGUGUUAGUCUAUUUGCCUUUUCGAGGUUUUAGCCCCAAGGCACAAGGUGACGCACGGAAUUUCUGUGGUUUUGGACUUGGACUAGGGCGCAUUCGACGAAAGAAUUAUUGGAAAAAUUUACACAACAGGGACUCUUUCGGAAAG